This is a messenger RNA of Radiomyces spectabilis, 949 nucleotides long. RefSeq lists its product as uncharacterized. The transcript has 4 exons. Gene Ontology annotation, molecular function: NADH dehydrogenase (ubiquinone) activity. Lineage: Eukaryota; Fungi; Mucoromycota; Mucoromycetes; Mucorales; Radiomycetaceae. The record is from RefSeq and is a predicted model, not a curated record. The coding region runs from base 56 to 841 and encodes 261 amino acids.
AGCUCGCCUUGAACAUUCCAUUACCGUCCUUACAUUUUCUUACGCUUUCAUCCUCAUGGCUUCCAGAGUUUUAGGGACCGCCUUGUUGCGCGCUGCACGCCCACAGCCCGUCUUGGCUGCUGUCAAGCCCAGCUUGCGCUUGAAUGCCACUCGCACAUUUGCCAUUACCUCAGCAAGAAGCCAAGCCACUUCGGUGUCUGCUGAUCCCAACUACAAGUCGGGCAACGAUAGUCUCCAUGAAUACGGCAAAUUCUUGACAUCCAUGUUGCCUAAAUAUAUUCAGCAAUUCAGUGUAUACAAGGAUGAACUCACCAUUUAUGUUGCUCCUUCCGCCAUCGAACCUGUCUUGACCUUUAUUCGCGAUCACACAAACUGUCAAUUCAAAUCGCUCCAGGACAUGACCGGUGUCGAUUUCCCUUCUCGCCAAAAUCGAUUUGAGGUUGUCUACAACUUGUUGAGUUUCCGUUACAAUGCUCGUAUUCGCGUCAAGACAUAUGCCUCUGAAACCUCGCCCGUUCCUUCUGCUGUCCCAUUGUUCAGCGGUGCCAACUGGCAAGAACGUGAAGUAUACGAUAUGUUUGGUAUCUUCUUUGUCGGUCACCCCGACCUUCGUCGUAUCUUGACCGAUUACGGUUUCGAAGGCCAUCCCCUGCGUAAGGACUUCCCUCUCACUGGUUAUGUCGAGGUCCGUUAUGACGAAGAGAAGAAGCGCGUCGUCGCAGAACCCGUCGAACUGGCCCAAGCAUUCAGAAACUUUGAAGGCAGUCUUUCUCCUUGGGAGCAAGUUGGUCCCGGACGUGAUGAUACACCCGCAAAGCAGCUCGAAGAAGAGAAGAAAUAGAAAAUAUUAUCCAAAUAAAGGAAGAAAACAUGUUAAAAGAAAUCAUCAGGAGGGUUGAUAGAGAAGGGCUCGUUGUUUUAAUGGAAGAUGUAUUUAUCUCAUGAUCUA